Messenger RNA from Melospiza georgiana, 774 nucleotides. It is a transcript of the gene TMIGD1, whose product is annotated as transmembrane and immunoglobulin domain containing 1. Bases 1 to 774 code for a protein of 257 amino acids. Gene Ontology annotation, biological process: cell-cell adhesion. Lineage: Eukaryota; Metazoa; Chordata; Aves; Passeriformes; Passerellidae. Gene Ontology annotation, cellular component: cell-cell junction. Gene Ontology annotation, molecular function: cell adhesion molecule binding. The record is from RefSeq and is a predicted model, not a curated record. The transcript has 5 exons.
AUGGUGCAGAGACACAGCCUGACCAUCCCCCAUGGAGUGCCCGUCCUGGCUGUUUCCUUCCUGGCAUAUGUGGCCACAGGUGUGGAGCUGUCUGUAAAUAACCAGGCUGCUGACUUCACCCUGUCCACAGGGCUCAGCCCUGCCAUCUCCCUCUCCUGCCUCGUGCACAACAGCAGCCAGGCCGAGGAGCUGCUCUGGUACCGCGGGGAUGGGCAAGUGGAUCUGAAGGAUGGGAAUAAAGUGAACAUCAGCAACAUCUGCAUCUCCCCAGUCAACGAGUCUGACAACGGGGUCACCUUCACGUGCAGGCUGGCACGGGACAGGGCUGUGCAGGUGUCUGUGACCCUGGAUGUGCAGUUCCCUCCCCAUCUGAGUGGAGAGGAGACCCUGCACGUGGAAGAAGAGAAAGAUGUUACCCUGACCUGCAACUCCAAAUCCAACCCUCAAGGCCAAAGCACCUGGUUAAAGGACAGCCAGAGCCUGACCCUGCAGCAAAGUCGGCACAAGCAGUACCAGACCAGCGAGGUCUUUCAGCUCUCCAUCAGCAAAGUGCAGAAAUCUGACAAUGGCACCUACACCUGCCUGGUGGAAUCACGCCUGGGAAAUGGGACAAGGGAUUUCCACCUCAUCGUUGAAGAUAAAAAACCUGUUUUUCCCAAGGAGGCUGUUAUUGCUGCUGUCGUGGUGGUUACAAUCACAAUACUUUUUGGAAUUGUGGCUCGAAUAGAUAAAUUUCUUAAGUGCUUCAAGAAACCAAAAGAAACAGCUCUGUAA